This is a messenger RNA of Drosophila miranda, 3209 nucleotides long. RefSeq names its product PX domain-containing protein kinase-like protein. Gene Ontology annotation, biological process: protein phosphorylation; endosome to lysosome transport; protein targeting to lysosome. Gene Ontology annotation, molecular function: ATP binding; phosphatidylinositol binding; protein kinase activity. The transcript has 8 exons. Gene Ontology annotation, cellular component: late endosome; early endosome; extrinsic component of endosome membrane. NCBI's taxonomy places the organism in Eukaryota, Metazoa, Arthropoda, Insecta, Diptera, Drosophilidae. The coding region runs from base 1 to 1977 and encodes 658 amino acids. The record is from RefSeq and is a predicted model, not a curated record.
AUGGCAAUUUUUGCGAGCAAAUAUGAACGAAAAUUGCCAAUUGAUGAUACCCAACCGCUGAGCUGCGAGAUAACCACAGUUGAGGAAGUCGACGGGCAUACGGAGUACUUGCUGCGUGUGCAGAGGGGGCCGACCACAGAAAACUCCUGGAAUGUUCUGCGCCGCUACAAUGACUUCGACAAGCUGGACAAAUGUCUCCGCAUCUCGGGCAUUGAGCUACCGUUGCCUCGCAAGCGCAUCUUCGGUAAUAUGCGCCCGGACUUCGUAGCUGAACGAAAACAAGCACUGCAAGUAUACAUAAACGCUGUACUAAUGAAUCCCAUAUUGGCAUCAUCGUUGCCAGCGAAGCGCUUCGUUGACCCCGAGAGCUACUCGCAAUCAUUUCAUGACCAUGCUGUGCAGAAUGCAGUGCUCUGCCUGCGCAACGAUUCGGCGUGGGCCCUGGGUGGCACAAUGGGUGCCAUAGGCUGGCGUCUACGCAAGCACUACUUUAAGGUGACGCCCAAGCCGCCGGAGAAGAGCAGCAACAAGUUGGUGAAGAGCGGCUCCCAGUCGCACCAGAGCAAGCAUUUCGCCGCCGGCAGCAGCAAUGGCAGCGGACAUUCAAUGGAUGGCGGAUCGUAUGACCCCAAUGCCGAGAUGGUGGCCGAAUGGCUCGAGGCUGGACCAGACAAGUUUAUCGAAGAGAAGGAGAUGACCGGGAUUCUAAAGAGCCUGAUGGGCCUCCAGCAUCAACACAUCGAGCCAGUAAUCAUGGCCGGCCACACGGAAAGCGGAUGUCUUGUCAUCAGAAAAUUCCACAAGCAUGGCACCCUCAAAGAUGUGUUGUGCAUGGCCACGAACCCAAAGAACCCCUUCCUGACCAAGUACGGCAAUCCGAAGGGACGCACUGCGCUCUCCAUGAAGCAAGUGGCCACCUACGGCAGGCAGAUCCUAGAGGCUCUCAUAUUUUUGCAUUCCAAGGGCUAUGCCUAUGGCCACCUACAUUCCGGUAACAUAGUCAUUUUGGACGAUUGUGUCAGGCUGCUGGAUAUUGAAAAUCAACUGCUGGGCGUGCCGGCCUUCUAUCGGCCAUUCUUCAUGCAGCACAGCAAGAUUCAUACAAUGGAGACCGUGGACGUGUACUGCUUCGGCCAUGUACUAUUUGAAAUGACCAUGGGCUAUCCCCUUCAAGAAUCUGUGGUGCGACAAAUUACCGAAUGCCCCGAGACGCUAAAAUGUUUGCUGGAGAGCAUCCUCUCAAAGGAGGCUUGCAAGUCUGGGCUUCCGACACUGGAGCAACUGAUUGGCCACCGCUUCUUCGCACAAUAUGCCUCGACGGGUGAGGCAGCUGCUGCUGGCGGGGCUAAUACCGAGAAGCCACACUUUAAAUUGUCCUUAAACGCCAAAGAGCUGCUCAAGCAGGCAGCCAUAAAGACAGAGAAUCGGCUGCGCGACGAGCAAAAGUCGGUGAAGAACCAGAAGCGAAUUGUGCGGGUGCAGGAGCUGAUGAGCUCCGAGGAGGAGAAGCGCAAGUCCAAGCAGAAAGCAAAACUAGAGCACAAACAGUCCAAGCUAAAGCAGCAAGGUUCACUGCAAACAAACAACGGACGCUUGUCGCUUGCGGCUGCGACUGCAACUGCAGCGACUGCUUCAUCCAGCACCCUGGCUGCUAGUGGGCCAAACGCGGCAGACUCCUUCAACCGCUCCGACAGCACUCCUGAAGAACCCACUCUGGCCGCCUUCAAAUCCCCACCGCUUACACCGGCCCCACAUUUUGGCACGAUUUACCAGCGGGAUCGGGACCUACCUGCUGCAAGCAGCACAUCCACAUCGGCAUCUGGAUCGGUGGAAAGGCAGUCAUCCACACCAAAUUUGCUGGCAGAGGACCCUGAAGCCGCUGAAGGCGAGGGCGAUGAACUAACGCGUUCCGCACUGCUCGAGUCUAUUUGCAAAUUCAAUCGCGGCUCUCUCCGCAAAGUGCGCUCAAACGACUAGUGCGGCAGGAGUGCAAAUAGGCAAGAGAUUUAUAAACGUUAAAAUUUGGACCAAAUGUGGCGUUAUGAAAUAACCGUGCCAUCAAAAUCAAUAUAAAAACCAUUUUUAGAUGCAUAUUGAGACAAAAAACGGAACGCAUGCCGGGCGGCAGAUGAAUGAAAGAAUCGAUCGAUCUAUCGCUAAGCUUAGCAUACCCAGAGAAACAAUCCAGCCUAAUACUACUUGUAUUUACGAAACCCACUGAUUAUACAUAUAUAUAAUUACAGCCUAUAUGUGUCCACUAUUUAUAGCAUACUCGUACAAAUAAUCAGCUAAAGGGAUCUAUUUAUACUAUAUGUACACGUUACGAGUCACAACACGUUGCGAAACGGUCUAACGAAUCCCAAAACAGGCUCCAGAUCGCAACUAAAGCUUUACUUAUGUGUCCACUACACGACUGAAACUGACUUUGGUACGAAUGAAUAUCAAAAGAAACAAAAACAGAAGAACAAACGACAUACAGAGGAAUCUAAUACUUUCCAAUAUUUACAUACAAAUAAGUCUGCACCAAAAUUUGCACCACGGACGAUGCUAUCAAAGAGAGAACUAUCUUUUAUAAUAACCCAAGGGUUACUUUCGUACAGUACAUUGAUGUUAGAUGUCUAAGAACUUGUUCCUCGGUGUUGUACUCUCUCACACACUCUCUCUCUCUCUCUCUCUCUCCACCAAGAACACAAUUUUUAGUAGUUUUACGACUUUUGUAUUUUGUAUCUUAACUUGAGUUUUAGUUUUCGAGAACCACGAGUGUUUCAAAAACGCUCAACUGUUCGUUAAAGUCUAGACAUACCCCCAGAGUCGUGGACUCGCAAAGGAAGGAACAAAGUAGCCAAAAAUGGACAAGGAAAGGUGGCCCACAAUCUAGCACUGUUAUUGUUUUUCCCCUUUUUAUAGAGAAUUUAUUAUGUGUGUAAUUAUCCGAAUUAUGUGAAUCAGAAUAAUGUAUGUAUUUGAAUAUGUGUGUGUAUAUACGUGUACCGUAAUCGAUGUUUUGUAGUAUGGCCCAUAGCAUACAUACCCAUCCACCAUUAGAGCACAGAAACUUAAGAUUAACUCGUAACUUGAUACAUAUGUGUGUUAUAUUGUCUACAGACUGUGUAUACAAAUGUCUAACGAUACUUAAAGGCAAACGAAACGCGAUACCUACUCCCCACAUCCAAUUAUUGCAAACCAAAUAAAGUCUAAAGUAACUUGCC